Messenger RNA from Fusarium venenatum, 213 nucleotides. NCBI's taxonomy places the organism in Eukaryota, Fungi, Ascomycota, Sordariomycetes, Hypocreales, Nectriaceae. The record is from RefSeq and is a predicted model, not a curated record.
AUGACCCAGCCGAAACGACAAACUGAACCCAACAUGCUCGGAAACUCAGCAACCGACGGUCUCACUACCGAGGACGAGGGUAUAGAAUGCGACGUAUUGCGGGAACCUGCAGGUGCCAAGAUGGCUUCUUUUCUAUCCGUGGUCCCUUUGGACGAGUCUACAAGGAUGAGACGUCUGAGCUUUCCCUCAAGCGAUGAAACGAUAAGGCUUUGA